UAUUUUUAUAUAUUUAAAUAUGAAUUCAUUAUAUAAUAAUGCUUUAAAGCAGUGUCAUGCUCUCCAGAAAGAUUUGGAUAAGUUCCAAUUAGGGCAAGAUGCUUCGGCAGGAUUACAAGGUCAAAUUUCAGCUUCUUUUAAUGCUUUACAAAGAUCAAUUGAUGAAUACGAGCAUUUAGCUAAAAGAGAACUGAUUCCAGUAAAAAAAGAAACUGCUUUAACACGGAUUGCAAAAUUUCGACAAGAUUUACAAAGCAUGAAAAUGAGAUUUGAAUCUAUAAAGAAACAACAAGAAAUGAUUGCAAAUGAGCAAAAUAGAGAUAAUUUGUUAAGAAGACCAAAUAGAGGUUCAUCAACUGUUCCCGAACAUCCAUAUCAACCACUAUCUCGAGAUGAAUUUGCCAUGAGAGAACAGUCUUUUGUUAGAAAUACAGAUUCUCAACUAGAUGAGUUUAUUGGUCAAGCACAAAGUUUAUUGGAGAAUUUAACAGAUCAACAUAGUAUCUUGAAGAAAACACAAAAGAAAAUAUUAGAUACGGCAAAUCACUUGGGAUUAUCACAAAAUGUGAUUCGAUAUAUUGAAAGAAGAACAGCGCAAGAUAAAUGGAUAUUUUAUGGUGGUAUGAUCAUUACUGUAUUCUGUAUAUGGGCUAUAAUAUAUUUUAUUGGCUAAUUUAUAAUAAAAACUACUACUACUACUACUACCGCAUAAUAUAUUUUGGUAACAUUAUUCUACUAAGCCUAUAUCGUACACCCAGGUAACAAAGGUAAUCUUGUUUAGGAAAAACGCGGACUUUACGUGUUUCGGGAAAAUGACUGUCUUCAAGGUCAACAAAUGUUCCUUUUAAUAUAAAUGCGUCCUCUAAAAAUAUUUGAUUUUUAUAGUCAAAUGGAAUCCACAGAGAAUUCAUAAAGAAUAGCCAAUUAACUUCAUACAUAUGAUAUAUGUAUGCAAUAUAUAAUAUUUGAAUGUAGAGUACAACAAGAGUAAAAUUUUCGAGCUUAUUUAUACUAUCUGUUCAGUUCAUUGUCAUUGUGUCAAGCAAUAAGUUUUAAUAUAGUACUAAAC
Cokeromyces recurvatus is the source of this 1069-nucleotide messenger RNA. RefSeq lists its product as uncharacterized. Gene Ontology annotation, biological process: vesicle fusion; endoplasmic reticulum to Golgi vesicle-mediated transport. Gene Ontology annotation, molecular function: SNARE binding; SNAP receptor activity. Bases 20 to 673 code for a protein of 217 amino acids. Gene Ontology annotation, cellular component: endoplasmic reticulum membrane; ER to Golgi transport vesicle membrane; Golgi apparatus. The record is from RefSeq and is a predicted model, not a curated record. Lineage: Eukaryota; Fungi; Mucoromycota; Mucoromycetes; Mucorales; Mucoraceae. The transcript is spliced from 6 exons.